This is a messenger RNA of Procambarus clarkii (red swamp crayfish), 1989 nucleotides long. The record is from RefSeq and is a predicted model, not a curated record. Lineage: Eukaryota; Metazoa; Arthropoda; Malacostraca; Decapoda; Cambaridae.
GGCGGCGGGAGUAAUGGCGGGCGGGGCGCGCGGGAAGCCUGCGUGCAGCAGUAGUCACCACACCACCGUCCGGCACCAUUAUUGCAGGAGCAGUGUUCCCGGGCGCGGCCACCUCGCAGGAGUGAGGCGGGGAGCGGCAGGAUGAAGAGGAGGCGCGAGGCCGGGGUCGGGGAGGGGCAGGGGAAGCGGGCGCGGUGUGGCGGGGUCGGGGAGGUAGAGGAGGAGGGCGGCCAUGGGGAACAAAGGAGUGGCGUCGUAACGGUCGUCGGGGCGGCGGCGGCGGCGGGGUUCAAACCGGCGGUCCCUGGCGGCCCCCACUCGCUCCCCGCCGCCCUCGCCCUCACCACCUACGGGAGCCGCCUCCGACGCCUCGCUCAACAAGUCCUGAUUUCAAAUGCAUCCAUUGGUGAACUCUUGGCACUUGCCUCGGCAAAGUUCCUGAUACCUCCAUCAAAUAGCAGCUGGGAUGAAGAGUGCGAAUUGAUUAUUACCGUCUUGUACAUGACAUUAUCUUUUCCAAAGCAGUGUAAUUUACUGCUAAUCAAAGGGGUUCUUGCUGAAUUUUACGAGAGAUGGUUUGAAGAUUUUGUGGAAUUCUCAAGUAUGUUGCCUAUGCUGAAAAGUGAACAGAAGUGCAGUGGAUUGUCAACAUUAUUUCUAUUGCAUGCCAACCUCCUUCCCACUGAAUGUGAUACUGCUGCACUGAAAGACAGUCUUGGUUGGACGAGUAAUUGGUUUAACAAAACUCCACCUGUGUGGUUGUUAAAUGCAUCAGCCUGUGGUGACGAUUUGGCAACAUUAAAUUCUCUACUGUUUGUAUCCGCAAUGAUGCUUAAAGGGGACGUUAAUGACAUGGAUUUUGAAGACAAUUAUAUUGGGGCAGCAAUGAAGUUUCUUCAUGCUGGGCAACUGUAUAAGAAUGGUGAUUUUGAGGAAAGCCUAAAGUGUUUGCAGAAUAUUCCGCUUCAUAAGUGUGGAUCAGACAUUCAAGGAUGGAUACUUUGGCUUAUGGGACUUGGACUUUCAAAAUUAGAGAAGCCUCAUACUGCAUUACUGAAACUCCAAGCUGCUGUUGAUAAAAGUGAAAUAUGCAUCCCUGCCAUCUUUAAUAUUGCUCAAGUUUUCAACACAUUGGAUCUAUACAGUGCUGAACUUGAAACACUGUCCUUGUUGUUUGCAAGCAGGGAAGUGAAGAGCAUGUGUUCUGCAGUGAAUCUACAGUCUUCCAUUUUGGCUCUGCACCACACACCGCCAGCAGACCUUCAUCUUCGAGCACUCUUCUUGCUGGCCAGCAGGUGUUUCCAGUUAAAGAUGUACACCGAUGCCAGGGAUAAGUUUAACACACUUUUGGAAAAGCUAGAGGCCCUACCUAGGAUAUCUGCUGCAUGUUCUAGGACAUUAUUGAGGCCAGAAGAUGAUAUACCUGAAUUGCCAGCUUAUGAGUGCAUAUUGAUCCUAGCUGCUGUUGCACAUAUGACCUGCAAUGAAUGUGAAAAUGCCUUAAGAAUCUUACCCAUGUUUGGAGAGUUAACUGACCUUGGAGAUUCCAAUUUCUACAAGAGCCCAAAUGAUGUAAAAAUUUCAUACAUCACAACAGCUGCUGGGUGUCUAGUCAGAGUUGAAGCUCUUUCCAAGAUAGGAGAAAACACAGAUGCUCUUAAGGAAUGCAUAAAGAUAGAACAGGCAUUGUCUUGGGUGAGUGGUAUCACUGAUACCAGGUGGGAUGUAAGCCUCUUGCAAAUAAAGACUCGACUCUACCAGACACUGUAUUCUGUACAUAGCUCUCAGCAGAAUCAGAAGAGUAAAGUCCACUACAAGCGUCUUACCGCUCAGUGUUUAAACCUCUUGAGGAGUGAGACUUCCUCUCCAGGAUGGCCAAAUGUGCCUAUGUCCAAGAAGCUUGUAAUGGACAAUAUUUAUUUUUAUAUGAAAGAAAAGUUAGAUUUUCAUUCUUUGUAGUGUUAUAUUAAUAAAGGCUAUAGUAAUAAA